GCGCCAGUCCGUGUUGGUAUAAAUGCAAUACUGGACUUUCGGCUAAGUCUCUUCGAAAGGUCCGAGCUGUAAACUGGCUUUGCCUUCCCGCAAGCAUGACAGAUCAGGCAUUUGUUACCUUGGCGACCACCGACAGCUAUGCCAAGGGAGUGAUGGUGUUGGGGAAGUCCCUGAGAAACCAUAACACAUCCCGAAAGUUGGUGGCACUCAUCGGACCACACGUGUCAGAAACGUCCAGGGCUGUCCUUCAUAAGCUCUAUGACGAGGUCAGGUUGGUGGACGUGCUGGACAGUGGAGACACAGCCCACCUUGCACUGAUGAAGCGUCCGGACCUGGGGGUGACCUUCACCAAGCUGCACUGCUGGAGCCUCACACACUACUCCAAGUGUGUGUUCAUGGACGCAGACACUCUGGUGCUGGCCAAUGUGGAUGAGCUGUUUGACAGAGAGGAGCUCUCUGCAGCUCCAGACCCCGGCUGGCCCGACUGCUUCAACUCGGGAGUGUUUGUGUUCAGGCCCUCCGAAGACACCUACAGCAAACUGCUGCAAUACUGCACGGAACAUGGCAGCUUUGACGGAGGGGAUCAGGGAGUGCUCAACAGCUUCUUCCGUGGCUGGGCAACAGAAGACAUCGGAAAACACCUCCCUUUUAUCUACAACAUGAGCAGCAUAGCGCUCUACACGUACCUUCCUGCGUUUAAACAGUAUGGUUCAAAUGCCAAGGUGGUGCACUUCCUGGGGAAGACCAAACCCUGGAGCUACACGUACGACCCCAAGAAGAGGGCGCUGAAGGGCAGCGUGGAGGAGGCCUCCUCCCACCCCAGUUUCCUCCUGGAGUGGUGGAGCAUCUACAGCAGCUGUGUGGUGCCAAUGCUGCACCACGAGCACGGAGACCAGCCCUUCUACUCCGGCUGCGCCGGCAGCUCCGGCUGCGAUGAGGAGACGCUGCCGCCGCUCGUCCCGGCUGCUCUCCCUGCGCCUCCGCUCUCCUCGGCAGAGCGAAAACAGCGCUGGGAGCAAGGCCAGGCCGACUACAUGGGAAUAGACGCUUUUGCCAACAUCGAAAAAAAGCUCACCGCUUUCCUUAAGUAAGGACUGGAGGGAGUGCUGAAGGUGUUAUGGGGGUUUACAGAGUGAGAGGUUUGAAGCGUGCGCAGAAAUAAUCGCUGCAUUGAGGUUGUGAGUGAGUUUCCCUUUAGCUAUGCAAAACUGUCACUGCACAGUGUAACAAACACCCCACCCCAAACUCUCAGAUUGUUCAUACGCUGUCAAACUGGCCUUCACUAUGAACCAACACUCCUUACCAAAAAAAAAAAAAAUGUAAUAAAAUAAGCAACAGGGCUCGCGCCGUGCUGCGUGCCCCGUCAUGCUGUGGCAGCACACAGGAAGCAUGCUUUUUAAAUAAAUAAAUAAAUAAAAAUGUUAACAACUUUUGCAUUUUUUGGUUGUCUGCUUGCCAGGUUUUGUUUUGUUUUUUCUGCUGAACCUAUUCGUUUACAGGCGGUGGUAACUGCCCAGUGUGACUGGACGCACGUACAGUAUUAGGAGACCUCAUGUCUCGUGACAGCCAACGCCUGUCCCGUCUGCUCGCGCAGUGUGAUAGUCUGAAGUGCACAUUUACGUCCCCCUAUCACCUUCUCAUGCACGUGCCGUGUCUGUGGUGCCGCUCCGUGUUCACGCGACCAACAGGUGCCCUACGCUAUUCUCAUUUAACAUCACUUUCUGUCUUACUUUUUUCACCUGUAAAAUAAAGUUUGUUGAAAUAAUUAAA
Electrophorus electricus (electric eel) is the source of this 1770-nucleotide messenger RNA. RefSeq names its product glycogenin 1b (gene gyg1b). The record is from RefSeq and is a predicted model, not a curated record. Gene Ontology annotation, molecular function: glycosyltransferase activity. NCBI's taxonomy places the organism in Eukaryota, Metazoa, Chordata, Actinopteri, Gymnotiformes, Gymnotidae.